ACCUGUGGACAAAGAAAGCGAAAGAGUUUUUGAGAGGAAAAUGUGCAUGAAGUAGCCUUCACAGCAAACGCUGAACGAGACCAAACGUUUUUCGGGGUCAAUGACCUAGGUAGCGCAUGCGCUGUGUAUAGCUGGAAUUAAACAGCUGAUUCUCGCUUCCUCACGUUCAAAUUGGAGAAAUACGGCGCGCUGUUAUUGCAUCUGCGUGCUGCAGAUUUUAACUGAUCGACUACAUGGUACGAUGCUUCAAAAACAGAACUUUCGGAAACUGGUGCUGGACUAAUAUUUCCUGCUCCUCGUCAGUACAUGUGGUACUCUUUCCUGCAUGACGUAGUUAGCACUCUACUUUGAUUUUCAGCAGUCCUAACACAUUUCAUUAUGCAGCCUUCCGUAUUUAGCAAACGGCCGAGCGGUAAAGUCUCUAAACACUGAUAGUUCAUCCUCUGAUCGAAUCCAAGCGAACGGACUAUCUGCAUGGGCGUUUUUGUGGUUUGCUACGGAAUCUGAAAAAAUUAUGCUCCUGACUGCGUGGGUGCGUACCAUGAGUUUAUUCCACGACAUUAAGUUAAAACGUCGUAAAGUAGACACCCACUGCAAUAGUGACGGUGAGAUUAGUGCUGAUGUUAACACAUCAUCACCAGAGAGCAUAACAACUGAAAACCCUACAAGGGACGGAGACGCCGGUUCAGCAUCUGGCGGUUCUACGAGCCAGACAUACCUUUCAGAAGAUGGUGUAUCUCUUGCGUCUGGAUCUCCGCCGCAGUUAGAAGUAAUGUGCCCUGAAGUUUCUGUAUCGCGUAAUGAUCGUGAUACUAGUCCCCGCCCAGAUCAGGACACGAAGUGCAAAGGAGAAAUGAGAGACAAUGAUUACAUUGUUAAUGGUAUUGUGGAAAGCCCGCAACAUGAGCGCAGAAAUAGUGUCUUCGAUGGUGGAGGUGAAAGAAGUGAUGGUCCAGAAGGUUUAGAUCUAAGUCGCAAUAGAAGAGAUACAUCAGACGGCAACAACACAUCUAGAUCAUCAUUCGAAGAGUCUAAUGCAUCAGUUUUACGAUUGGUUAAUAAUGCAUACAAACCUCCCCUUCUAAUGGGAGACAUACCCGGUGCGGGUCCAGGAAAGACUAUGGUGUGGUCAACGCCAAGUAACGAUCGUUAUGAUUGCACAAAUUUCUUGCCACCUCUUGUUGUGGAGAAUACAAAGCAAAACGCAUCUUCACCUACAAAAUUGUCCCCUAUUUCUGGGAGCAACCACAUAUGCUCUUCUCUUUCACCUUUGUCGCAACAAGUUACCAUAUUGCCACCCUCAGCAUGUGUAACCUCUGCAGUGGUUCCUGCAUUUCCGACUUCACAUUAUAAUACUUCUCAAACUAAACCCACUUUUGUACGUGCUGUGAACUCUUAUACUUCUUGUAACAACGCCAGUAGAGAUAACUUAAUGUGUUAUGCUGCCAGUACUAGCCGAGCCUCUUUCAGCGGACGAGAUGAUAGUGUCCCUCGCUUUUGGCACAGCAAUGGUUUAACAAACGGAGAUUCUUCUAAAACCCUUACAACCAUCAACUCUCCGUCUUCGUCAACGCAUGUGCCUGAUUCACAAGCUCUAAAUCUUACGGUAAGUGGGCCAGUUAUUAGAAAAAGUGAAGUAUCAGCCGCUCCAUCAUCAUCUGUUACUCGGACCGGUAAUGAAGAAGAGGAUGAAACGCCUAUGGUGUGCAUGAUUUGUGAAGAUAAAGCAACGGGCCUACACUACGGUAUCAUCACCUGCGAAGGGUGCAAAGGUUUCUUCAAACGGACGGUUCAAAACAAGAGAGUAUAUACUUGCGUAUCUGAGGGUAACUGUGAAAUAACAAAAGCUCAGCGAAAUCGAUGUCAGUACUGUCGAUUUCAGAAGUGUUUACGUCAGGGUAUGGUUCUGGCUGCUGUACGGGAGGACCGCAUGCCUGGAGGCAGAAACUCGGGCGCAGUGUACAACCUAUACAAAGUGAAAUACAAGAAGCACAAAAAAGGUUCAAAGAACAACCAUUUCAAACAUAUGGAAACAAAGAUUCAUAACACCACUACUGCUAAUCACAAUCACAAUCACAACAGCAAUCAUCAUGUCGCUGUGCCUACUCCUACUCCUACUCCUGAGUGGACGAACGGCCAGAUAUUGAAAGCGGCUCUUACCAGCCCUUGUGACAUCGUGCAGCUGAGGCAUAAUUUAGAAACUUGGAUUAUAUCCUCUCAAAGCAGGAAAAUGAAUCCGGAUCGUGCAAUGGCUCUUAUUAGUCAGCUAAUUAAGUGCGACGAUUUUGAGGACAUCGCAAUUGUAAGGAAUUUGGACGAACUUAAAGAAGCUAAAGCAGAACUCAGUGACAAACUUUGUCAAAUCGGAGAUACGAUUGUGUACAAAUUAGUUCAAUGGACGAAACGUCUGCCAUUUUAUUUUGAAUUGCCAGUCACAGUACACACUCAGCUGUUAUCGCACAAGUGGCAUGAGUUACUGGUUUUGACAACAUCAGCAUAUGUCGCUAUUCGUUCUAACAACAACAAUAACAACAACAACAACAACGGCCCCAGUUCAAGCGGCUACAACAGUGUUACGAUUAACGGAAGCGGAUCCCGAUGUUCUGAGGAUGAACUCCAGCAUGAAGUUGGAAUAGGUUUGAGCGCUCUCCAUUCUGUAUUAGGAGCACUGGUGGAUGGGGCUAUUUCCUUGGAGCAACUAAGAAUGGAAGCUGGAGAACUUGUAGAGCAGCUUACUCAACUCACUGCAACGUUCCGAAAAUUACAGCUUUGCUUGGAGGAAUAUGUUUGCUUAAAAGUAGUGGCUAUGCUGAGUCAAGAGAGCUACCAAGGACAACAAGAUAUUGAAAAGAUCCAGGAUAGGUACUUGACAGCUUUGACGGUUUUUGUACAGAAUCGGUUCCCACAACAAGCCAGCAGACUAAGAGAGCUACUUGCUUGUUUAUCUGAAAUACAAUCCGCCGGUGAGCUUUUGCUGCGUUCGAAGAUGUUUUUUGUUCCCUUGUUCUUGAAUGUGAAUUGUGCUAGAUAGCAUGGAAUAACAAACACUUUUAUCUGUUUGCAACAUUCACCUCCUGGAAUUAACUAAAUGAUGACUAGAUUAUGGGGAUGCCAUUACAGAUUGGGCGACUGCAAUGUUCGACUAGUCAGACUAUCAAGGAAAGGCGUCCGGACGAGUGGUAUUGGUGACUAAUUAUAAAGGAAAGAAACCAUGAUGUGCAAUAGACCGAUUUAAGAACGUUGUGUACAGAUAUACAAGAUUUGUAAGAUUUUUUUUUCGUUUUUAAGCAUUGUAGAAAAUCUUACAUCCUCCAAGGGUACAUUCUUGCUAUUGACUUAUUAAAGCAAUUUUUGUUUUGUCUGAAA
Messenger RNA from Stegodyphus dumicola, 3366 nucleotides. Its product is annotated as hormone receptor 4-like. Gene Ontology annotation, biological process: regulation of DNA-templated transcription. The record is from RefSeq and is a predicted model, not a curated record. Gene Ontology annotation, molecular function: sequence-specific DNA binding; zinc ion binding; DNA-binding transcription factor activity. Lineage: Eukaryota; Metazoa; Arthropoda; Arachnida; Araneae; Eresidae.